AGAGCUGGCAGCCAUCUCUUCCUCCCCAACAUGGCCUCCCUCAGACUCCUCAUGAAGCCUAAGAUCAUCAAAAAGAGGACCAAGAAGUUCAUGUGGCACCACUCAGACCGAUAUGUCAAAAUUAAACAUAACUGGUGGAAACCCAGAGGUCUUGAUAACAGGGUUCAUAGAAGGUUGAAGGGCCAGAUCUCGAUGCCCAACAUUGCUUAUGGGAGCAACAAAAAAAUAAAGCGCGUGCUGCCCAUUGGCUUCCAGAAGUUUCUGGUCCACAAUAUCAAGGAGCUGAAAGUGCUGCUGAUGUGCAACAAAUCUUACUGUGCUGAAAUCACUCACAAAGUUUCCUCCAAGAACCACAAAACCAUCAUGGAAAGAGCCACCCAGCCGGCCAUCAGAGUCACCAACCGCAAUGCCAGGCUGCGCAGCAAAGAAAAUGAAUAG
This is a messenger RNA of Symphalangus syndactylus (siamang), 438 nucleotides long. Its product is annotated as large ribosomal subunit protein eL32-like. Lineage: Eukaryota; Metazoa; Chordata; Mammalia; Primates; Hylobatidae. Gene Ontology annotation, biological process: translation. Gene Ontology annotation, cellular component: ribosome; cytosolic large ribosomal subunit. Gene Ontology annotation, molecular function: structural constituent of ribosome. The record is from RefSeq and is a predicted model, not a curated record.